Molecule: messenger RNA, 3622 nt
Organism: Sphaeramia orbicularis (orbiculate cardinalfish)
Lineage: Eukaryota; Metazoa; Chordata; Actinopteri; Kurtiformes; Apogonidae
Gene: kcnk1b
Product: potassium channel, subfamily K, member 1b
Exons: 3
Coding region: 215-1222 (335 amino acids)
Biological process (GO): potassium ion transmembrane transport; stabilization of membrane potential
Cellular component (GO): plasma membrane
Molecular function (GO): outward rectifier potassium channel activity; potassium ion leak channel activity
Source: RefSeq, a predicted model, not a curated record
UGCACCUGAACGCCACAACGGCAGGUUUCGUGGACGGGGAAGAGGACUGUCACUUGCGCUUUGUCUUUAAUAACAUCCUCCUGUGUUUAUCGUUUAAAUUUUAGGCCGCAUCAGACGUGAGACGAUUGAUUUGAUACCGUUAACGUUUUCCAAGACUUAAAUAAGACCUAUUAGCCUUUCUUAUCGCCUCUACUUUUUUUUUUUUUUUUUGAAAAUGCUUCAGUCUCUAGCCAGUAAUUCAUGCGUGCGAUUGAUACAGACUCACAAAUCAACCUGGUAUUUUAUUUCUCUAGUCUUGGGCUAUGUUUUGUAUCUAAUAUUCGGCGCUGUUGUGUUUUCUUCGGUUGAGCUGCCUUAUGAAGACCUUCUGCGCCAAGAGCUGAGGGCCAUUAAAAAACAGUUCCUUCAGGAAAAUGAAUGUCUCUCCGAGGAGCGUCUGGAGCGGUUUCUAAAGAAAGCAUUGGAGGCCAGUAAUUAUGGGGUUUCCAUCCUCAAUAACGCAUCAGUCAACUGGAACUGGGACUUCACCUCUGCGUUGUUUUUCGCCAGCACCGUAUUGUCCACCACAGGUUAUGGUCACACCGCACCACUGUCAGAUGGCGGUAAGGCCUUCUGCAUUAUCUACUCAGUGAUUGGUAUUCCCUUCACCCUCCUCUUCCUCACUGCCGUGGUGCAAAGGAUCAUGGUAUUCAGCACUCGGAGGCCGAUCAUGUACAUCCACACACGCUGGGGUCUUUCCAAACCGCUGGUGGCCAUUGUUCACGCAACCCUGCUAGCCUUGUUGGCCGUCUCUUGCUUCUUCCUCAUUCCCGCCGCAAUCUUCUCAGCGCUGGAGGAGAACUGGAACUUUCUCGAGUCCUUCUACUUCUGCUUCAUCUCCCUCAGCACCAUCGGCCUUGGAGACUAUGUUCCCGGAGAAGCUGCGGAUCAGAAAUUCAGGGAGCUCUACAAAGUGGGAAUCACUGUUUACCUUAUCCUGGGUCUUAUCGUCAUGCUCGUGGUGCUUGAGACCUUCUGUGAGCUGCAGCAACUAAAGCAAUUGAGGAAAAUGUUCUACCUGAAGAAGGAGAAGCCGCAGGACCGCUUGGCCAUUUUGGAGCACGAUCACCUGUCCUUCACGACUGUGUCCAACAGAGCCACAGCCCACAACGAAGACAAAACUCAACCAUUCGUCAGUGUCCCAGCUCUGGCCUCUCCUAACGACGAUCCUAUGAUCCAGUAAACAUCCACAGAGCAAACUCACUUUGAAGAGUCAGUAACUGAAAUAGAAGGUAAUGCACGCAAGACCGAAACUAGAUUCAAUAAGUAGAUCAGUCUUAGAUUAACUGUCGCUUUUUAAGAGUCGGCUCUGCAAAUUUUAAGUAGAGUAAGUUAGCUGAAACUAUCCAGGUAAAGCAAAAUGAGCAAAAGCAAAUCUCCUUUAAAUAUCACAAUAACAAUGUAGUACUAUGUAGCAGAGAAUGAAUUACAUACAAUACAAUAAAAUAAAAUAAUAAGGGAGGAGAUUCACAGAUUAAUCAGUGACCAUAAUAAUAUCACUGACAAAGUAUUUUAGCAUGUAAUUGGUCUCUUAAAAUUUAACUCAAAUACAGAACUAAUUCUAAUUCUCUGUAGUCAGUCAUAAAAUAGUACUUAAAUAUGUAUGCAUCUUAUAAAUAGAGGUGUUUGACAGAUAUGCGGAAAUGUACAUAUUCAGGUACAUGUUUUAAGUUGUACAGUUAAAUGUCGUCUAGAAUCAGCACACCUUACAAAGAUGAAUCAAAACUUUUGUAGUGGAAUAAUUCUAUUUAUAGUUCAGUUAUAACAGGGUACACCGACUCUCUGAUAGACUAGCCAGUUUCUUUUUAAUCAGUGUGUGCAGAUGGCGUGAAAAUAUGAAAUGUGACAGUUAUUGUAGUUAGAACCAACUUGACUAAAAUGUAUUUUUGGCUCAUCUUUAUUAAGGUGUACUGUUCUGGUUGCGCUCCACAAUGUCACAUUUCAUUGUAGGACAAAAUAUUUGUCUGCAAAUAUAUGUAUUUUCUCCACAUGUUGCAGUGCUAUUUCAGAGUUGUCCACAUCUGAUGGGAAGCACUAUAAUUUAUCGAUUUGUCUGAAUGAGCUAUUGUGUACUGGACUGUGCAAAACUGGGAAGUGAGGUUAGUCCGGCUUAAAAAGGGAACCACAAAGGGCUGGCUUGUUCCGUUUUACUGUCAAUACAGGGAGCUCAAUUUGCACAUGUACUGGAGCCAGUUAGUAGUACUAGUAGACUCAAACCGUUUUGGAUUUCUCUGUAAGAAAGGGGAUGUGGUUUCGAAGAUAUUAAUUCCGGUAUUAAAAAAAAAUCUUUGUAAUUUAAACAGUUUUACUUGAUACUUGUUUGAGAGUGAGAAAGACGCAAGAUGUUGAACAGAAGCUUUUUUGCUGUAUUUAUGUAAUUUGAAUGUAGAAGUGUAUAUUUUUAAAUAUGACAUGAGGAACGUUUACUAAUUUCUUUUAUAAUUUUUCGACGGUAAUUGUGUACAGGAAAUUGUACAUGGGGAAAAGUCAUGUAGGAAGAGUGCAGCUAAAACAUUCUGAUAAUCUACAUCAGCUUUUGACUGGCGCAACAUCAAAUGAUUAUAUUCCAUAACUGAUUUAAUUCAGUUCACACACACUUUUGUACGACAGAUUUCACGCCAUGAUUCAUCCUUUAAAGUUCUGCUUGGGGCACAAAAAAAAAAACCACACACACACACACACACAGGGUAGCAUUUCAGUGAUACGACAUUAGUUCUCAAAUACAGAAAAUGUACUGAAGCUCUGAUUAAGUAUCUCUAAAAUGUGGAAAAGCGGAGCUAACAUUCUGACCUCAUUGUCAUAUUAGGACACAUUAGCCUUUUUUGAAGUCUUGAAUGUAAUGCUUUUUUAAUGCUGUGUGGAACCAUGAGAUUCAACGCCUGAAUACAAAGCAGUGCCACUCCUUGCUGCUCUGUCUGUGUUUAUUUAGUAGUGAUAUAUUUAUUGGACACAGUGUACAGAGGUGAGUUGUGGCAGGGCGUCAUGGCUGCUUGUAAAUGUUAGACGCUGAUCUCUAAUACUGUAUUGGAGUGCAUUUUCUUCACCAGUCUGGGCCUUCAUGUAAACUGUGAAACAUUAAUGUUGUGUUCAUGUCGUCUGCUUACAAAAAGGAGAACUUGAAUUCUUCUAAGUUAGGUUUUCUUUGUUAACGUACCAUGUACUUGAUACCAGAUUAAUGUCAAAGCUUUGAACCCUUCAGCAUUACUGUUUUCAGCAGUGUUUAUCAUUGUGCACAUGCAGUUUGUCUUGAGGGUGCCAGGUAAAGUCAUUACAGUUCUGUUCAGGGAGUCAAUAAAUUUUGUGUCAAGGAUUACAAAUGGACAUAUUCUGAUGUUAUUUAUUUAUGCUUAAAGUAAAACUGGAAUAUUUGGAAUCGUUAAUUAAUGUACAUAUGUUUCAGUUGCUCGGAUGCAUUGGUAUGUAUGCACAGUUGAGUAUUUUAAAGUUACAAUGUUGAUACUGUAAUACAGGAUAGUCAUGCAGCACCACUUAUAUGUGAAAUUCAUUUCAGCAUAAGGAAUGAAUACAUGGACUGUAAAAUAUCAGUGUGUCCUCAAUAAAGUGUUGGUUUGUUAAUACUAAA